Molecule: messenger RNA, 219 nt
Organism: Penicillium taxi
Lineage: Eukaryota; Fungi; Ascomycota; Eurotiomycetes; Eurotiales; Aspergillaceae
Exons: 1
Coding region: 1-219 (72 amino acids)
Source: RefSeq, a predicted model, not a curated record
AUGUCCAACAACUACCGUAAGUGGGCAGACCACGCGGAAUAUCAUAUCAAGCCCACAGCGGCCUUUGACCUAAGUAGGCCCACCCUUCAUAGGUGGCUCGCACUUCGGUCAGGCCAUAGGGACUUCGACUGGUACUACCGCAAAUUUCACCAUGACGAUGCUAAGCUCGAGUGCUCCUGCGGACGGAAAAACACCAAAGCACAUAGCACUUUACCGUAA